AUGGGUGGAAUUGGUGAACGGCUUCGUAUCGAACUGACUGGCCGAAGGCUUAUUUGGAACAUCAUCUGGUAUGGUGUCCACUUUUUCCUCUUUGCCUACGGGUGGUACUCACAAGCAACCAACGCCAAGCUGGCGGCUUUGAACGGUCUCAAGUUUUCCGUUUGGAUUUCACGAGGAGCGGGUCUCGUGUUGGCCUUUGACGGGGCUGUCAUCCUGGUACCGAUGUUGCGCAAUGUCAUCAAGCUGGUGCGACCCCGGUUGAUGAGGCUCUUUCCUGCGGAUGAGAAUAUCUGGUUUCACCGGCAAGUCGCGUACCAGAUGGUAUUCUGGACGAUGGUGCAUACAACUGCUCACUAUGUCAACUUUAUCAACGUCGAGAGGACGCAGGUGCGCAAACAGACUGCCUGGGAGAUUCAUUAUACCCAGCCGGGUGGAUUGACGGGACAUGUGAUGCUCCUGAUCAUGUUUGUGCUGUAUACCACGGCGCACGCGUUCAUCCGGCAACAGUGUUUUGAAGCGUUUUGGUACACCCACCACCUCGCAUUCUUCUUUAUGAUCGGACUGUAUACCCACGCCACUGGGUGUUUCGUGCGCGACUCUGUGGACCCGGCGUACACGUCUGUGUUUCCGUUCUACGAUACAGAGCACUGUCUUGGGUACGAGUCGUGGCGAUUCACCAUCUGGGCCGGCAUUCUCUACUUUGGCGAACGUAUCUACCGCGAGAUCCGGGCACGCAGAAAGACUGAAAUUGUCAAGGUGUUGGGUCAUCCCUCGGGCGCCAUGGAACUGCGAUUCUCCAAGCCGUCCUUCAAGUACAAGGCCGGGCAGUGGUUGUUCUUGAACGUCCCGGAAGUGUCCAGAUUCCAAUGGCAUCCAUUUACGAUAUCGUCUGCGCCAGAAGACCCGUUCGUGUCGGUGCACAUUCGCCAAGUCGGCGACUUUACCAAAGCCCUCGGCGCGCGGCUGGGUGCUUCCCCCAACCAAGGACUGAUCCCCGGGCAAGUCGCACAAGACGACGAAAAGGGCAAAGGCGGGCGACGGGGCGACUUUAUCCAGAUCGACCCAAAGAGUUUGGGGCUGGAGAUGCCAAAACUGAGGAUUGACGGGCCGUUUGGGGCGCCGGCAGAGGAUGUGUUUGGGUCGGAAGUGGCAGUACUGAUCGGGGCUGGUAUCGGUGUUACCCCAUUUGCGUCCAUCUUGAAGCAUAUCUGGUACGCUCAGCGGUCCGGGCAGUGCGGCGCACUUCGGCGGGUCGAAUUCAUCUGGAGUUGCCGAGAUACCGGAACGUUUGGCUGGUUCCAGUCGCUUCUGGAAGAGAUUGAGGCUGCUCAGACGGAUCCCAACUUUUUGCGCAUCUCGAUCUACUUGACGCAAAAGAUGGACUCUGACCAGGUCCAGAACAUUGCACUGAACGAUAUUGGGCAAGAUUACGACCCGUUGACGCUGCUGCAAUCGCGUACGCUGUUUGGACGUCCCAACUUUAGGCAGAUAUUCCAGUCGCUUGGCACGAGUCUCUCAAACGGGACGUAUCUUCCGGGGCUGGAGGCGACGCUCAAAACGCGGGUCGGGGUAUACUUUUGCGGUCCGUCGGCGCUGGCACGGGUGAUCCGAAGCGAGGCGCUGGAGGUGAAGAGCAAGGCUGUGGAUGUCAAGUUUUACAAGGAGCACUUUUAG
Messenger RNA from Cryptococcus amylolentus CBS 6039, 1674 nucleotides. RefSeq lists its product as hypothetical. The record is from RefSeq and is a predicted model, not a curated record. Gene Ontology annotation, cellular component: NADPH oxidase complex; plasma membrane. The transcript has 16 exons. Lineage: Eukaryota; Fungi; Basidiomycota; Tremellomycetes; Tremellales; Cryptococcaceae. Gene Ontology annotation, molecular function: superoxide-generating NAD(P)H oxidase activity. Bases 1 to 1674 code for a protein of 557 amino acids. Gene Ontology annotation, biological process: superoxide anion generation; defense response.